UUGAUCACAUGAGGAACUGAGGAACGUCUCACGCAGUUGCACGUCUUUCUCCUGAUGUCAUCUCCUUCGUCGUGGCCAGUUGUCGUUGUGACAGGUGCAAACAGCGGCAUUGGUUUAGGAAUUUGCCAGCGUUUGCUUGUGCAGCUGAUAUCCAAAUCCCCGACGGACGCCCAACCUCAUUACGAUUUCCAUGUCCAGUCAAAAAUAGUCGACGGCGUCUCUUUCAAUGGAUUGACUUUAAUUCUUGCUUGUCGGAGUAGACAACGAGGAGAGGCUGCUCGCGACAAAUUAUACCAGUUUGCCGACGAACAAGUUCGUCAACAUGAAACGUUUCCAGGCUACGAUGGACAUGCGGAGACCUUCAGGAAACAUCUUACCAUUGUGGUCCAUACCGUAGACUUGUCUCGCAUUCAAACGGUCUUCCGGUUUGCUGACGAAGUCACCAAAACGUACCCAUAUGUCUCGCAUCUCAUUUGCAACGCAGGAGUCGCUUCUUUCGUCAGCAUCAACUGGUUUUUAGCUAUCAAGCAACUCGCCACGGACUGGAUCGAGGCAGUGACGGCGCCUAUAUACUACACGCAAGAAGUUGGACAACUCAGUCAAGAUGGUUUAGGGUGGGUAUGGCAGUGCAACGUCUUUGGACACUAUGUCCUGUUUCGAGCCCUGAAAGCCCACCUAGCAAAGUACCAAACAUCUACGGGCGCUCGCGUGAUUUGGAUGUCAUCUCACGAAUCAAACCCAAUGUAUUAUGAUCCUACAGACUGGCAGUUAACCAAAUCUGCACAUUCAUACGAAAGCUCGAAAUUCCAGAUGGAUUUGAUCGCCCAUAAUCUGGACCAGGCAUCACUCCAAGACUCUGAUGGGUUGCCCACGCGACACCUGACAGUACUACCUGGUGUCGCUGGCACAAACAUCGCCAGCGCUCUUUUGGGUACCUUCUCGUCAAUCUGCAUGUUCUUGUCUUUCUAUCUCGCUCGUUUUCUUGGAUCUCCAUACCAUCUCAUUAGCGCAUUCAAGGCAUCCAUCUCUGCAGUCCAUCUCUGCUUAGUGCCGUUGGCUUUCCUUCCCACAGUUGACCCGACAGAGUUUGAUGAUUCAGACCCUACAGCUACGGUUGAAGUGGGUGUCCGUUAUGUCUCACAAUGUGGCAGAUGGGGAAAAGAGCAUGUUGGAACGAUGAAGCUGAUGCGUUCCAAAGAGCAGAACAAGCAGUGUGAUGACCUCUUGGAUCACUGCGAACGUCUUUUCACGACAUUUUGUGAAGCAGAGGGACGCCCAGUACCUUCUUGACGACCUCCAUCAGAGAUAUCUGGUCGAUAAUUAUACCUAGCUCUUCGACAUGUGUUAUGAUCGAGCGCAUUAUUAGUGAUUGUGAUAGUAUUAUAUUAGGCGAAUAAAUUUGGAGCCACUGCCCACUCAAGAUUGCGAAGGU
Molecule: messenger RNA, 1432 nt
Organism: Suillus clintonianus
Lineage: Eukaryota; Fungi; Basidiomycota; Agaricomycetes; Boletales; Suillaceae
Product: NAD(P)-binding protein
Exons: 5
Coding region: 55-1290 (411 amino acids)
Cellular component (GO): mitochondrial outer membrane; lipid droplet; endoplasmic reticulum membrane
Molecular function (GO): 3-beta-hydroxysteroid 3-dehydrogenase (NADP+) activity
Source: RefSeq, a predicted model, not a curated record